UCUUCCAACCUACUCGCUCUAUUGCACCCAAAGCAGGAUUAGAGCGCUGAACUUCGCUAAAGCGCCCAGCUCUCCACUGGAUCUAUUCCAUAGUGUUAUCACCUCAGGUACCCAUUUGAAGAUGAUUCGAGGAUUACUGCUGGUGGUAUUUUUUCUCGUCACUGAUCCCCCCUUCUGUCAGUCAAGCUGCAUAGAGGUCGAGGCACAGAGACCGAGUUCCGAUGACGCUCCAAGCUUUCGCAACCCUCCGCGGGAGUUAUUGAAGAGAUAUAACGACUUAGACUAUGACAGCUUCGUGGGUUUAAUGGGUCGUAGGAGCACCGACACUGAAGAAAUACCAUCCCCACUCAAAAGAGAAAUGCAUGAUAUUUUUGUUGGACUAAUGGGUCGCAGGAGUUCUGACACAGGAACCGGACGUCCCUGGAGAAAGGACUACCCAGGAACAAGAGGCAUCUUCUUCAGCAAAUGCAAGCAGAGGUUUCGUCGUGGAUUAUAGUCCUGCAUUUGCUGCCAAGGAGCCAUCUUCAAUAUUAAGGCAACAUCUUUUCAAGACAUGCUUUCAUGUAAAAAGAAAAAAAACAUUUCUUCUACAGAAACACUGCAAAGGCAUACCUUUAUGUAAUUAUGAAAAAGAUGAUUUAUACAUUGAAACAUACUGUGACAAACCAACAUAGUUUGUAUAUUUGCAGAUACACUCUCCACUUGCUGUUUGCUUUUUUGAUUGUAUGUAUUUACCACUGUUUUAAU
Molecule: messenger RNA, 747 nt
Organism: Sardina pilchardus (European sardine)
Lineage: Eukaryota; Metazoa; Chordata; Actinopteri; Clupeiformes; Clupeidae
Gene: tac3a
Product: tachykinin precursor 3a
Exons: 7
Coding region: 122-496 (124 amino acids)
Biological process (GO): tachykinin receptor signaling pathway; positive regulation of blood pressure
Source: RefSeq, a predicted model, not a curated record